AACAAUCUAAAAUAAAAGAAUUAUACUAUCAAGCGCUUUCGAUGCUUGUACAAUUAAAUAUUUUUGAAGAAAGAAGGAAUAAUGAAAUUUCAUUUGUUCCAUUAUUGGAUAAACAAUUCUACAGAAAUGGGAUCAAUGAAUUUAUGGAAACUGUAAAAUUUUAUGAAAAGAAAUAUAAGCAAUUUCUAAAUAAAAGUGAUGAAAUUUAUAAAAUGAAAUUAGAAUCUGAAUUUUUAUUAGAAAAUAUUAAUGAUGAAACCGAAUUGCAUGAUCAUUUAAAAAGGAAUGAAUAUGAACGUUAUGAUUCAGCAUCAAAAUUGGUGAAAAAGAUAGAAGACGAGUUAAAGGAGAAACAAAAUGUCGUAAAUAACGCAUGUGAACAUUUUAAACAAGAAAUUGAAAAAUGGAAGGAUCAAAAGAUCUAUGAGGCACAAAUGAAC
This is a messenger RNA of Racocetra persica, 440 nucleotides long. Lineage: Eukaryota; Fungi; Glomeromycota; Glomeromycetes; Diversisporales; Gigasporaceae. The record is from the annotation of a GenBank genome assembly.